Marmota monax (woodchuck) is the source of this 552-nucleotide messenger RNA. It is a transcript of the gene Hdgfl1, whose product is annotated as HDGF like 1. Bases 1 to 552 code for a protein of 183 amino acids. The record is from RefSeq and is a predicted model, not a curated record. Gene Ontology annotation, biological process: regulation of transcription by RNA polymerase II. Gene Ontology annotation, cellular component: nucleus. NCBI's taxonomy places the organism in Eukaryota, Metazoa, Chordata, Mammalia, Rodentia, Sciuridae. Gene Ontology annotation, molecular function: double-stranded DNA binding; transcription coregulator activity. The transcript has a single exon.
AUGUCGAGCUACAGCGGGCGCAAGUUCAAGACCGGGGACCUGGUGUUCGCCAAGCUGAAGGGCUACGCCCACUGGCCGGCCCGCGUGGAGCAGAUGGCCGAACCCAACCGGUACCAGGUGUUCUUCUUCGGGACCCACGAGACGGCCUUCCUGGGCCCCAAGCACCUGUUCCCGUACGAGGAGUCCAAGGAGAAGUUCGGCAAGCCCAACAAGCGGCGCGGCUUCAGCGAGGGGCUCUGGGAGAUCGAGCACGACCCCAUGGUCAAGGCCGCCGCGCCGCAGGCCGAGCCGCCCGAGCCCGCCGACGGCGACGCCGAGGAGCCGCAGGGCCCGCAGCCCGGGCCGCCCAAGAGGAGCGCGGCCUGCGCGCCCGAGGACGCCGCCAAACGGCCCCGGGAGGCCGCCCCCGACGGCGCGGAGGCAGCCCGCGAGCGCGAGGCCGAGGCCGAGGCCGCGGCCCAGCGGGGUCCGCCCGAGCCCGAGCCGCCGCGGGAGCAGGCGGCUGAGCAGCGGGCCGCGGCCCUGGGCGCCGGGGCUGGCGACGGCCCGUAG